Lemur catta (Ring-tailed lemur) is the source of this 458-nucleotide messenger RNA. RefSeq names its product histone H3.3A-like. Bases 26 to 427 code for a protein of 133 amino acids. Gene Ontology annotation, molecular function: protein heterodimerization activity; DNA binding; structural constituent of chromatin. The transcript has a single exon. Gene Ontology annotation, cellular component: nucleosome. The record is from RefSeq and is a predicted model, not a curated record. Lineage: Eukaryota; Metazoa; Chordata; Mammalia; Primates; Lemuridae.
CGGUAAGUGAGGGGGUCUUGCUACCAUGUCUCAUACAAAGCAGACUGCCCGCAAAUCGACCGGUGGUAAAGCACCCAGGAAGCAACUGGCUACAAAAGCCGCUCGCAAGAGUGCGCCCUCUACUGGAGGGGUGAAGACCUGGACAGUGGCACUCCGUGAAAUUAGACGUUAUCAGAAGUCCACUGAACUUCUGAUUCGCAAACUUCCUUUCCAGCGUCUGGUGCGAGAAAUUGCUCAGGACUUCAAAACAGAUCUGCGCUUCCAGAGCGCAGCUAUUGGUGCUUUGCAGGAGGCAAGUGUGGCCUAUCUGGUUGGCCUCUUUGAAGACACCAAUGCCUGUGCUAUCCAUGCUAUCCAUGCCAAACGUGUAACAAUUAUGCCAAAAGACAUCCAGCUAGCACGCCGCAUACGUGGAGAACGUGCUUAAGAAUCCACUAUGAUGGGAAAACAUUUCAUUC